This is a messenger RNA of Marmota monax (woodchuck), 5149 nucleotides long. RefSeq names its product ring finger protein 125 (gene Rnf125). NCBI's taxonomy places the organism in Eukaryota, Metazoa, Chordata, Mammalia, Rodentia, Sciuridae. The record is from RefSeq and is a predicted model, not a curated record. Bases 309 to 1007 code for a protein of 232 amino acids. Gene Ontology annotation, molecular function: ubiquitin protein ligase activity. The transcript has 6 exons. Gene Ontology annotation, biological process: protein polyubiquitination; ubiquitin-dependent protein catabolic process.
UUUCAGGUUUCAAUUCUCCCAGGACCUCAAGACAUCGCAGCUUGUGAGGUGCGGCUGUCGACUCCGCCUCUGCACCCCAAUCAAGGCAGCUAGCGAAAGACAAUUUCAAACCCAGGGCUGCGCACUUGGCCCGCCCUCGACCGAGGUUGAACGCGGCGGCGGAGACGGCUUCCAGGCUGUGCUAGCUGGGCGAGCUAGGAGGCGGCGAUCACAGCUGGGCUGGGACUUCCUUCCUCCACCGCAGGACAACAAAACAACCGAGAGCCGGCACUGAGCUCUUGGCAGCUGUCUGAGCGAGACUCGCAGCGAUGGGCUCCCUGCUGAGCAGCGACAGCAACAAAUCCUCGCCAGCCUCUGCCACCCCACGGGCGGUGGAGCGCAAGGGGGACCCCGAACUGCCCGUUACGUCCUUCGACUGCUCCGUGUGCCUUGAGGUGUUGCACCAACCCGUCCGGACCCGCUGUGGACACGUAUUCUGCCGUUCCUGUAUUGCUACCAGUUUAAAGAACAACAAGUGGACCUGUCCAUAUUGCCGGGCAUAUCUUCCUUCAGAAGGAGUUCCAGCAACUGAUGUGGCCAAAAGAAUGAAAUCAGAGUACCAGAAUUGCACUGAGUGUGACACCCUGGUUUGCCUCAGUGAAAUGAGGGCUCACAUAAGGACUUGUCAGAAGUAUAUCGAUAAGUAUGGACCACUACAAGAACUUGGAGAGACAGCAACAAGGUGUGUAUGUCCGUUUUGUCAGAGGGAACUGGAUGAAGACAGUUUGUUGGAUCAUUGUAUUACUCAUCACAGAUCAGAAAGGAGACCGGUGUUCUGUCCACUUUGCCGUUUGAUACCCAAUGAGAAUCCAAGCAGCUUCAAUGGCAGUUUAAUAAGACACCUGCAAGUUAGCCACACUUUGUUCUAUGACGAUUUCAUAGAUUUUAAUAUAAUUGAGGAAGCUCUUAUCCGAAGAGUCUUAGACCGGUCACUUCUUGAAUAUGUGAAUCACUCGAACACCACAUAAUUUUAUUAAGAGGAAGGGGAAAGGGACCACUCAAUAGCAACAUUUAAAAUGCUGCUUGAACAAUUGGAGGGAAGUUGUCAAGGUUUGAUGGAGAAAAAUGUAUAACCCAGUUAUAUGUUUGUCCAUUCUUAUUGUUAUAGUGCAUUCAAAAACUGCUUUCAUUUUGAUGGUUUAAGUCUGUUUUUCAUUCUUGAGUUUCUCAGACAUUUAACAAGAAAUAGUCUCUGUCCGUCAUUAAUUAUGGAAGAAAUACAGGCUGAGUAUGUAGGUGGAGGAUCUCUAUUUGUGAAAGGGAUGACAUCAUUUGGAAUGCGACAUUCAUAGUUAGGCAAGACAACUGAUCUUUGUUCUAUGUAAAAAGAGGAAGAGUGGAACAAAGUGUAGACACUCAAGAAAUAUGAAAUCUGUUCCAAUGAUUUUUUUUCUAAUCUUUAAUAAAAUAACAUGAUAAUCUUGUAUGGGAGUAGGAAAGGAAAUUUUGGUGUCAGCAGUCCAUUUAACAGAUAUUCUAUAACAGAUAUUACAUAAUACUAUAACAAUAAAUUCUGUGUUAGAAACGUAUGUAAUUCCUUGACUUGUUAUAUCUGAACACAUAAGAAUUUAUUAUUAUAUUUUUUAAAUAUUUGUAGCUUAUUAUUUAGAAAUUUCUAUAAUAUAGAUAAUUUCUUAAGAAUCAUCAGUUGAUAUUUACAGUAAAAGGAUUUAUACCCAUCAUUUUUAAUAGAAACCCUAAGGGCUUUAUUUUAAAUUUUAACCUUUUAAAAUUAUAAAAUAAAACACCAAUGCUGAAAAACAGACACAAAAUUUAUAGCUAAUGCAUUAUUGUAAGAAAUAUUCUUUUAGAACUCUGCUAGUCAACCCAUUUGUCCUCUUGUAUCACAAUUGCAAUCCCGUAAAAGCAGCCACUACACUGAUUUUUACAAUAAUGACUUUCCUGCAUUUUGAAUAAUUUAAUCACCUAGGGCAUAUCUUUCUAUUUUAAUCUUAUUCAUUUAAAAUUGUUUCAUUUGAUUUAUAUUUCACAGGGACUGGAGCCAUAGCUCAGCAGUGGAACACUUGCCUAGCUUGCUAAAGGCCCUGAGUUCAAUCCUCAGCACUGUAAACAAACAAAAACAAGAUAUAUGUUUCAUACUUCUCUUUGAUCUGUAGGUUCCUCCUUCAUUCCUUUUUUUUUUCCUUAAAGUUUCCUUGAUGAAGAACCUGACUUAGAGAGAUUCCCACAAUUUGUAUUUUACUGAUUGAAUAUUCAUGACACAACUCAAUAGAUGCCUCUGAAUAUUGGCACAUGGAUCCAGAGUUUUGAUUAGACUCAAGUUUGCUCUUUUUUGCAAGAUUUUGAGUCAUGGUACGUUCUUUCAUCAGACGGCACCUGCUUUUUCCCCCUUUAUUUAUUCAUAUAUGUUGCAGACUGAGGAUUGAACCCAGGGCCUCAUGAAUGCUAUUCAAGUGUUCUACCACUGAACUAUAUCCCCAGAUCUAUUUUUAGAUCUUAUUUCAAGUCAGGGUCUUGCUAAGUUGCCCAGCCGACCUCAAGCUUGCAAUCCUCCUGCCUCAAACUCCCAAGUAGCUUGGAUUACAGGCAUGCACCACAUACUUGGCUUUUUUUUCCCCUUUUAUGUACCAGUUUUCGAGAUGAUAAAGGUGUUUAUUAUCUUCCAGAAAUCACUUUUUAAAAAAAGUAUUAUGGAGUAAUAUAUUUAAACAUAUUUGAUGGGCUUCAGUGCAUUACAAAUAUAACUGUAUAGAGACUCUGGUUGUUUAAUUUUUGGCCAUUAAGAGCCUAGUCAAGACAGUUCUGAGACCUUUUGACACUUUAAUGGAUUCUUUGCUGUCCUAUAUGACAAGAUACUUCAGGGUGAACAUGUAUGUGAACUUGUAUGUUUCCUGCUCCAGACUUUGAAUCAGUCAUUUCUUUAAGGGCCUGUUUUUUUGCUGUGAGAAAUGGUAUUUCAAACCAUACUGUGAACUCUAAGGAUGCUCCUUGCUACUAGAUUGGUCAUUGUUUCAAGGAGAGAGCUAGGAAUUAUCUGUAUGUUUUUAAAGAUAAAACACUUGAUAAGUUUCUUUGCUACUUCCAAAUAAAAUUUGGUAGUAUAGGGUUUUUACCUAAAUUUUCUAUUCCAAGAAUAUUCUGUACUUCCCUACUAAAAAUCUUGUUUUUCUGGGCUGGGGUUGUGGCUCAAAUGGUAGAGUACUCACCUAGCACACAUGAGGCACUGGGUUUGAUCCUCAGCACCACAUAAAAAAAAUAAAGUUGUUGUGUCCACCUAAAACUAAAAAAUAAAUAUUAAAAAAAUCUUGGUUUUCAAGGACACAGAACAUGAUAGAAUAAACCAUGAUUACCUACUUCUUUAUUUACCUUUUACAUGCAACUGUGUCAGAAUAACAAUACUAAUGCAAUCAUAACCAAUAUCAUAACCACAACAACAAAAAAUGUAUUUGCUCUCCCCAUUUUCCCUCUUAAAAAGUUGUAUUAUGUCAACAUUUUUAUAACAUUGGUAUAUAUAUUUUAGUUUCUCCCUUUUAUCUCCAAUUUAGUCUUGCCUCUUCAAGUAAUGAUAUAUUUAACAUUUGCUACCAUUUUUCAUUCAAUGUACUAUUUUUCAUAUCUGGCUCUUUUAGUGACACUUCUAGGACGUAGAUUAAUAUUCCAAUCUUGAAAGGAAGAAAAGAUGCAAAUAAAGAUUAGUGGUAUCAACUCCUGAAGAUAAAAUGUUAUUUGACUUAGAGUUAGCUUGUAAUUAUAAUCACUUAAUUUAAUUAUAGUCACUGAUAAAUUUACUUUUCUCCUUGGACAUAAAUAUAAUCAUACUCAUGGUACCCCAAAUUUUCUAUAGCAAGUUACCCCUAACUCACUAAGUCUUGCUACUGUUUUUCCAAUUAGUACAAGGUAAUUGGAAAAAUGUAAAGCCAAAUAAAGUCUAUAGGGCUUCAUGUCCUCAUUUUACUUUUUAUUUUUUUGAUAGUGCUAGGGGUCAAACCCAGGGCCUCAUGCACCUAAUCACGUGCUCUGCCACUGGAACUGUACCCAGCCACAUCCUGCAUUUUAGAUAAUGAUUUCAAACUUUCUUUCACAGUUGCUAGCAAGUAACAACAGAUUUUUAGUUUCACAACCUCUCUUCCUCUAAUUUGGAUGGUUCACAUAAUAAAGCAAAACCUGUUGGACAACAAGAACAAGAAGAGAGGAAUUACUUAGAAAUAAUCAUUGAACUGAAAAUCUAGCCCUUGAAAAGUAGAACAUAUUUCUGAGCAUUAGUAACUAAUAUCCAGACAAUAACUUUGUUAAUUCAGAGCAGUACAAAAGUCAUAUUUAUAUCUGUAAAAUUUGAUUUUAAAAAACAUAAACUUUAAAAAAUCUGUCUUUUAAGUAAAGCUUUAAGUCCUCUCCCACUAUUAACCUCAGUGCAAUUCUGAAUCCUGACCCUGAAUUCCUCUAUUGAUUCUCUUGCCACCUACAGGACAGAUUAGGUGCUGGCCACCUGCAUUAUUCUGUGUUCUGAAUUAUUUUGAGUUUUAAAAUGUUGAAGUGCAAAUAUUCAUUGUUUCACUGUGCCUUUGGUCUUUUUUAAGAGGAGUGCAUCAUUCAUUGUUUUAAAAUAACCAAUAUUUGAAGUUGCUGACUACCAACAAAAUUUCACUUGCUUUUUAAAAGUGCCUCAGGCUACAGCUUUUUCAAGGUUGUAUAAGGGAAAAACUGAUUCACAUGUUAUUCUUCCAGAGCUAAAUUCUAACCUAUGAAAGCCUAUGGGAUUUCUUUUUCGUAUGUUUUUUUCACUCAGAUUUCUAAAAUGUAGGUGGAACACCUGGACUAAUUGUACAUACAUGGUAAAGACAGAGCUCCAUGUCAGAUCUUCUAGGAGAUUCUAUCUCCAGUGAUGUUGUUUGGUUAUUGUUACGGGGUGCUAAAUGUCUUCCAUUAUGAAGUGAGCUUAUUCCAGUUUUUAAAUGUUUAUCAUGUCAUAAUUGUAUUCUCAAACACUGAUGGUAUUUUAAAAAGUACUAAGGAAUUCAUUCUUUUAUUAUUCAACUGUAAAAAACAUCUGUAUAAUGGUCAGAAUUUAAAAUGUACAAUUCUUUUUCUUUUGAAAAUUGUAUUAUUAUGGGAAAUAAAGAAUGGCAGGACCAUUGUUUUCAUUAAAAUA